CAGUCCGCAGAAGAAGAAGGAGGCAGCCAUUCCCAAGUAAACAAAUGUCAUUCAGACCGCCGUCUGAUAGCUGAGCGGCCCUUCUGUCGUUGUUAUGGCUCAUGUGGAUGGGCUGUAAGGAGUUUUAAAGCGAAAAGAUGGAAAAAGAAGAAAAUAAGAAGAUUUCCGAGGAGCGAGGCUUCCGGACGCCCGGCCUGAGAGGAGCCCAGACCACCACCCUGUUCAGGGCUGUUAACCCUGAACUGUUCAUUAAACCUAAUAAACCAGUGAUGCUAUUUGGACUGGCGGCCAUCACUCUGUGCGUGGGUUACCUGGGCUAUCUGCACGCUGUGAAAGAAAAUGACCAGCAGCUUUAUGAAGCCAUAGACAGCGAAGGAGAGCGAUACAUGAAGAGGAAGACUUCUAAAUGGGACUGACAGCAAUGCACCAUCUGACUGAGAAUAAAUCAUGUUCUUUUAGACUAAAACAACAAAAUAAAAUAAAGACACAUCCAACCAGU
Molecule: messenger RNA, 499 nt
Organism: Cyprinodon tularosa
Lineage: Eukaryota; Metazoa; Chordata; Actinopteri; Cyprinodontiformes; Cyprinodontidae
Gene: smim8
Product: small integral membrane protein 8
Exons: 2
Coding region: 138-416 (92 amino acids)
Source: RefSeq, a predicted model, not a curated record